UGUACAGCCCUGUAGGUGCAGCCUCCGGCUCUGCGACAUACCCUUCCCGAAGCAGUGCUUCGCCGCACGGCAUUCUAGUCGUUGUGCUUCGUUUCUGCACUUCUCCCACAAUUGUCGCGGAGCUGGACGUUACUGCGACCGUGAUGUCUUCGGGCAGCACUGCCCUCCCUACAGCUGAAAAUGGAAAUGGAGGAAACAAGAGGAUACCGUGUUCGCUGCACGGCUGUAAGCGGGUGUACACAGACAACAUCGCUCUUGAGAGACACAUUCGGGACCAUGAGAUCCCGGCGCAGUCUCUGCCUGGUAAAGUGUUGCUGUGUUCCUCCAUUGGCUGCAGUGGCUCCUUCUCCAACAUGCAGAGACUGAUGGAACAUAUGAGGCAUCAUCACAAACCCAACAUAUUCUUCCAGUGUGAGAGCUGUCGCACCAAGUUGCGUUCCUAUCGUGGCCUCCUGACUCACCUGCACACCUGCUCCAGAGUACCACGGAGCAGAACAAAGCCUCCUGAACUGACACUCCCUCUGCCUGCUGCUGCAAACCGCCCAAACAUGAGCACCACGGCUAUGGACCAGCAACCCCCACAGCUGGAAUCGGUGUCUGCGGCCCAGCAACUCCCUUCUCAAAUACCAAACCCAGAUGGAUCUUUCCCCACUGCAGUUCCGCAGCCAGACUCUGCUGGCCCUCCUCUGCUCGGUCCACCCAUCUUGCCCCUUCCUCAGGCUUCCCCUCCUCACCUUGCUUCUCCACAACUCUCUGAGGCACCUCACCAGCCUCUGUUUAGGAAUGAAGCCUUUAAUCUGCCAUCCUCCCUAAACCUGGAUGGUCCAAAAGCAGCAUCUGACCGUCUUGAUGCCCAGGGUCAGCAGCAGACACACACCUGGUCUCCUGAGUCUGUCCACCCUGCUCCAGGAUCAGCACCUCACUCUCCUCCUGGGUCAUCAGCUGUCUGGAAGAAGAAUCAAGGUAUAGCCUGCAGUAGACGCAUUCUUUGGGAGCACACCAGAGGGCGCUACACCUGUGUGCAAUGUGGACAUGUGGUAUCCAACCGCAAGGAAAUGACUCAACACAUCAACAGUCAACACAGUGGUAACAAAGCUGCAGAAGACACAACAAACUCUAUUAAUAACACAUAAUGUGGAAACUCACCUCUUCUGUCUCUGUCAAGGCUUUAGACAAACACUGAAUACUGGUUAUGUCCAGUAUGCUUUUACUUUGAAGAGUCUGCAUUAGCAAAGUUGAAUAGAAACUGAUGAUUUUGUAGUGACUGUAAUAAGUAUUUACAUCAUGCUGCUUCUGAAAAGCACUAAAAAAUGUAUUUUUUUUUUCCUAAAAAUGUUUUAUCAGUCUGCUGGGUCACAAACGAUGUGCUGAAGAGUCGCUGUCAUUUAUUCUAGGGAUACCUGGCUGUAGCUGACAGGUGUUUGAAGGCUGUUGCCAUUAGAUGUUUGAACAACAGAAUUGAUUGCAGCUUCUGAAUUGCAGGUGAAGUUUUGGCUAUUAAACAUUAUUAAAUUAUAAACACUUGAUGCUAUCUUUCUCAGUUGACUACAAUACAGACUAUAAUGCUGAUCUUGUGAGUCAUUGUGCAGUGCUGCUUGUUACAAAUGAGGUGGAAAAACAAACUUGACUGAUGUAUUUAACACAUGUAGAUUGUGCAGAUAUUGUUUUCCCCUCAGAGGACUGACUUUAUUAACCUGCCCUCAGAUUUUGUGCCAGACUAAUUACAGGAUACAGCUGCUGUUAUUGUAGUUUCUCGUCAACUAAUCCAAUAAAACACCUAAACCAGCAAAGUAUGUCUCUAAUACUAAAUUCUGUAUGGCUCUCAGCUCAGAGCCCAUGUAAAUCUUAAACUUGAUUUUCAACGAAAUUUCCUAAAACCGCAUGUGUUUUGGACCUUUUGGUCACCAUGUUUUACCCACAGAUUGUGCAGCAAGUAUUUGUGGCAGCAGCAUGUAGAGUUGAGUCCAAAUGAACUGCAGUGUGUUCACGGGAAUGAAGAAAACUGUAACCCAGCAGCUGACUGAUUUGUUCUUUAGGAACUGCAAUAAUCAGUCAUUUGAGAGAAAAAUAAACAGUAACUAUAAUUAGUAUGUUGUUUAGUUACUUGGCUAUUUGCAGCUUCUAAACAGGCAGGAUCUACAGAUUCUUUCUUAUAUUACUGAAGAGCGAAUGGCUUUUGGAGUGUUGGUUGGUCAAAACAAGCAUUUUACAAUUCUUGUUGGGUUAUGGGAAAUUCUAAGUGGCUUUCUUUUUCUAUGCAUAUUCUGCAUAAAUGCGGAAAAUCUGAUUAAAUGAAAAUAAUUGUAAUUCCAGCAGUAGUGUUUUAAUAGUUUCUGGAAAGUGGAGCUUUGAAGAGUAAGAAAGUAUCUCUGGUUUGAUAUACACAGGUGUAAUAUAUGUAUUGGUUUGGCUCUGUACAUAUCAACAAGACAAACACCGUAGACAACUCCAGCCCAUUCUUUCACACCAGAAACACCAUGGUGGGUGUAUCAUUUCACAUACUUCAAGUUCCAUACCAAACACCUUUACAAGAAAGACAAGGUCAAAAAGAUCAGUUUUUAUUUGGGUCAAUCAAAAUGAGUCAAUACAAGCUAGUCAGCGUGUCAGAGUUUAGUAAGCUCUAGCUCCUCCUUAUGUCUCUACACAUCCAUAUAAGCUCCCAGACAAUCACCACUGCUUUCCCGUCCUUUACAUUAUUAACAUUACACACCCAUCCAGCAGUGAGUUUUACAAUAACUAACACAUCAAGACAAUACCACAUGACAGAGGUCCCACUUGAUCAUUGACGUGAAUUACUAGACAUUACCACAUGCAAACUGAGGUGCUGUUUUCAACACAAAUCCCAUCAUGUUGAAGAUUUAUCAAUCAAUCUAUAUAACAAAAAAAUCCUCGUAACAUUAUGCUGACAAGUUUUCUGAAAGCAUGAGCCAUCCUCCCUUCAGUUUUUCUACAUGUGGUUUUUUUUAAAGGAAUUGUCUCCCUGCCACUAGCUUAUUGCCUUACAGCCAUGAAGUUCAACUGUCAAUUUCUAUUCAUUAAACAAAACCUGCUGUAAUUAGCUGGAAACUAAUGUUUUUAGUCCACAAGAUGGCAGGUUAGGAAAUAAAAGUCAUCGUAAACAAGUACAUACAAAAAAAAGAUAAGGGACCGACUGUCCACCCCCAGGUCAGGCAAUGUUGAUUUCUUUUGUUUUAUUAUCACAAUUAGGGUCAGCUCAGGGCUCUUGAGGCUUUAAAAAAAUCUCUUCUGGUCAAUAGCGUACAUCUUUCCUGCUGGAAGCUUCCGGAAAAAUAAACUGUUGCCUCUGCUCAUGUUACCCUGGAAUGAAAAAGAGGAAAGAAGUACCAGUAACGACUGAACGUACAGUAUGCAUAACCAUAACUAAAAGGCAAAUCUAAAUUUCAAGUAAAAACAAUUGCCUAAUGUGAGAGCCUGUUAACACCAAACUUGGACUACUACUAUAACGUGUUAUUAACAUGUCCCUUGGACAUAUUUGAACAUCUUUGGUGUUGAGUGUAAUUUAUUUUAACAUUGUAUGUUUCCACAACCAAAACACAAUGGAUAAAUGAUGGUGACUGGCAUUAAGUCAACAAUUAAACCCUAUUUCCACCUGGUAUUUCUAAUCUCUCAAUUUACUGAAAUACUCACUUGAGUCUGCAAUUUCAACUGAUCUCAGUAUACAGAUAAGUUAAGUGUGGUUGGCUAAUCUCUCAACAAACACAAUGCCUUCAAGGGAAGCAGUGCUGCUGAGGGCUGGAUUUUAUUUACUCCCAAUGCAGUGACAACAUUACUGCUAUUACAUGAAACCUUGACUAAACUUGAUGUCUUUAUCUACUCUAGACUCACAGAGAGCUCAUGAACAAAUAUUUAAUUAUAAACAUUGCUUGUCAAGAUGCAAGCUGACACAAAUAUCAACAUGAUUAAAUCAGUCUUAUACACUACCAGUCAAAAGUUUGGAGACACCUUCUCAUUCAAUGGUUUUAAUUAUUUUCUAUAUGGUAGAUUGAAGACUGAAGACAUAAACUAUGAAUUAACACAUAUGGAAUUAUGCUGUAAACAUAAAACUUAAACAAACCAGAAUAUGUUUUAUAUUUUAUAUUCUUUGAAGUAGCCCCCUUUUGCUUUGACAGCUUUGCACACUCUUGGCAUUGUCUGGAUGAAGAUGAGGUAGUCACCUGAAACUGUUUUAAAUUAACAGAUGUGCCUUGUUAAGAGUCAAUUUGUGGAAUUUCUUGCCUUCUUAAUGUGUUUGUGACCAUCAGUUCUGUUGUGAGGAGGUAGGGUUAAUACACUGUGGAUAGCCCUAUCUGACAACUGUUAGAAUCCAUAUUAUGGCAAGAACCACACAACUCAGUAAAGAGAAACAACAGUCCAUCAUUACUUUAAGAACUGAAGGUCAGUCAGUCUGGAAAAUUUCAAAAACAUUGAAUGUAUGUAAAACCAUUAAGCACUACAACAAAACUGGCUAACAUGAGGACCGCUGCAGGAAAAGAAGACCGAGAGUCACUUCUGCUACUGAGGAUAAGUUCAUCCAGCCUCAGGAAUGGAAAGUUAACAGCACCUCAGAUUAGAGCCCAGAUAAAUGCCACAGAGAGUUCUAGUAGCAGACACAUCUGUACAUGAACUGUCCAGAGGAGACUGUGCCAAUCAGGCCUUUAUGGUCAAAUAGCUGCUUAGAAACCACUAAUAAGGAAAAACAACAAGCAGAAGAGGUUUGUUUGGGCCAAGAAACACAAGGAAUGGACAUUAAACCAGUGGAAAUCUGUGAUUUGGUCUGAUGAGUCCAAAUUUGAGACCUUUUGUUCCCUCGCCGUGUCUUUGUGCGAUGCAGAUGUGAAAGUGUGGGGAUGCUUUGCUGGCGACGCUGUUGGAGAUUCAUUCAAAACUGAAGGCACACUGAACCACCUGGUUAACAAAGCGUCCUGCAGCGACAAUGCCAUCUCAUCCGACUUGCGUUUAGUUGGAUCAUCAUUUUUCAACAGGACAAUGACCCCAAACACAUCUCCAGGCUGUGUAAGGGCUAUUUGACCAAGAAGGAGAGUGAUGGAGUGCUGCAUCAGAUGACCUGGCCUCCACAGUCACCUGACCUAAACCCAAUCCAGAUGGUUUGGGAUGAGAUGGACCACAGAGUGAAGGCAAAAGGGCCAACAAGUGCUCAGCAUCUCUGGGAACUCCUUCAAGACUGUUGGAAAACCAUUUCAGGUAGUCACCUGAAAGCUCAUGAAGCUCAUCCAGAGAAUGCCAAGAGUGUGCAAACCAGUAAUCAAAGCAAAGGUUGGCUACUUCAAAGAAUCGAAAAUAUAAAACAUUCUGAUUUGAUUAACAGUUUGUUUACUACAUAAUUCCAUAUGUGUUCAUUCAUAGUUUUGAUGUCUUCUGUAUUAAUCUACAAUGUAGAAAAUAAUUAAAACAAAAUCCAUUGAAUGAGAAGGUGUGUCCAAACUUUUGACUGGUAGUGUGCAUUUGCUCUGUUGACAGUCUGCAAUCACCUGAAGCUUCAAUCUAGUGCAAACCAAAACAGGUAAAUGCACUGGAGUUCAUUUCAACUUAACAAAAAGAGGUCAAUGUCAUACCAGGCAUCUGGUUUGCAGAUGCUGGCCAAACCAGUUCAAAUUAGAUUUUUUUAUGUGAACAGCUGUACUGACUGUGGUAUAUGGUGGUUCUCAUCCAGUAGCCAAAUGAUUUCAAAUAUUGUGACCAUGUUGUCUUUAUGAUCAGUUUCUUAGCUGUAGUCAAAAGUCAGCGUAUCUUUGAGUGAUGAAACGGAGAUGUUUCUGCGUAACUUUUCUAUUACAUGUACAGUCUGAUUUUGUGAUGUCAAUAAAACCAGUUUUCUGGAA
This is a messenger RNA of Amphiprion ocellaris (clown anemonefish), 5840 nucleotides long. It is a transcript of the gene znf414, whose product is annotated as zinc finger protein 414. The transcript is spliced from 5 exons. Bases 144 to 1133 code for a protein of 329 amino acids. Lineage: Eukaryota; Metazoa; Chordata; Actinopteri; Pomacentridae. The record is from RefSeq and is a predicted model, not a curated record.